GGGGACGCUGGGGCAGGACGCGGCGGGAGCCCCGCUAGCACAGGAAGUCGCUCCGCCGAGAGAGAAGGCAGGAGGCGGAGCUGUGCCGCUCGGCCCGAGUGAUUUUUUGGAUUGAAAACAAUGGGUAGAAAAGAUGCCUCUACAUCAAGGACUCCUGUUGACCAGUACAGGAAACAGAUAGGAAAACAAGAUUAUAAGAAAACCAGACCUAUGUUAAGAGCCACAAGAUUAAAAGCAGAGGCCAAGAAAACUGCACUAGGCGUAAAGGAAGUUGCCCUUGUCCUUGCAGCUAUACUGGUAUUUUUGUUGGCUUUCUAUGCUUUCUUUUAUCUUAACAUUUCCAAUGAAGUUGACCUUGAUCUGGAUCCAGAUGAAAACUAGCAGAUGCAAUGAAUUUAUCAUCAAGAUUUCUUCUGCUUCAACAACACUGCAUAGGAACACACAGUCCCUUCACUGUGAGACCGUAAAUGAUGCCAUUUCUUGCAGUCCAAAUUUGUAAGAAAGUUUUGCAAUACGUCAGUCACUUCUACAUUCUGGAUCUCCAAAAUAAGAACACUUAUGCCUGGCCAAGUGUAUUUGAUUAACACCAAGGCCAGGAGCAACAGUAUGAUACAUGAAAUUUAUUGUUUACAUUAUUUUUGUCUCAGGCAGAGAACUCUGAUGUCAAAAGACAGGUGCUAUUAUUAUCAUGGAUAUUCAUGCUGACUUCACAGGAGUGUCUGCCUUGACCAAACUUAGGAAUCAAAGCUUCCUAAUAACUAAAUUAGUUUUCUUUUCCAAAAGAAAGCAGAAAUACCAAAUAAAAAGUCUUUCAUUUAAAAUAUAUCAAAACACCCUCAUCCUCCCUCUCCCUUUUAAUCUUUCUUGGGCAUGUGUACACACGCGCGCACAUGAAGAUGGAAGAAAUUGUAGGGGAAAAAAAUCCUUUUAGAAGCAGUCUGUCACCUUCUAUAUGGACUUAAUUUUAUGUCAUCCCAGAUUCUGUGUGCUCAUAUAUCUGCAGUAAUCUUUUUCAUUCUUUUGCCAACUGUUCAGCACACAUGUGUUCUGUUAGAAAUGGCACCUGGAUGACAGAAGCUCUAACAUUCACAUAUGCUUCUGAAACACAGUUCUUUGCUCCUGUGCUGUCUGAACUAGUGUAAAUAGAAAGUUCAGUUGAUGUUGGUUUUAAUUAGUAUAUUGGUCUAUUAUUAAUAUAAAGUCAAAAUUGUAUUUUAAUUAUACUCUUCCUGAUGGUUGUGGUAUCAACUUGCUCUACCCGUUAGGGGAAUGUUGUAAAAAAACGUUCCUUUCCAGCUAUACAAUCAUUUUAAUCAUCAAACUAAUGUAAGAAGUUGUAAGUAAUAAGAAAGCACUUUUUUUUCCAGGUGUACUAAUAAUUGGGUAAAUCUUGUCAUGCUUCAGUUCUUGCAAAGUACCUUUCAAAUUAUGCACUGUAGAUAACAUUUCUGAUCCCUUUGAUAGCCACAGGUCGCUUUAAGGAGUUGGUAUGUCAGAGCAACUGCAAGGAGCUUUAGAAUUCUGGCUUUAUCCUGUUCUUCUUCGAGUUUGGCAUAUAACUAAGCUUGUGGAUGUAAAGGUUCAGCUUUGAAUCCUUUAAACAUGUGGUCAGUCUUUGUCUGGUUCAGAUUCAGUUUGAUAUCAAGAAAAGCGUAGAGCCAUUGGUGCUGAAUGUGGCAAGGAAGUUAGGCAGACUGACUUCUUGAAAAGUUUUCAUAAUUUUAAAGUUUUAUUAGCGAACUAGCUUCACUUUACCUUUGAUACAAAUUUCAGGGCUGAAUGUUAGGUUUAAUUGCAACUGAGGUAUUUACUGUCUUGUUCCCGAGAUGCCUGACUAAGAUUUCUUGUAGUGAUUUUGAAGACAAAGGGAUACAAAUCACAGCAAAUAUUAUAAUGGAAAAUAUAUUUCUUUUAAAUUGACACAGUCUCGUUAUCACCACUUAAGAAACUUAGAUCAGUACAGUUAAUUUUUAAACCAUACAGUAACUGUGAGCAUAUACAUUAUGAGUCUCUAAGGAUUCACUUAUCUGUCAUACUCCUUACUCACUUUAUGCAAUGCAAAACAACUCCUCUAAAAAUUAAGAGUACAACAGUCUUCCGAGAAGAACACAAAAGAGAAACAUGUAUGUGCAAAUAUUUCUCUUUUUCUAAUUAUGACUCCUACAGAUACAAAAUUCUAACAUGUAUGCAUGCAUGUGACUUAUAGUCUGCUACUACUUGCACACAUGACCACACGCAUAGCAACAUGUUGAAUUUAUGGUGAAACAUUAUCUGACACAUGACCUAACUUUCAGUGGAGGGAAAAGCGUAUCACAAGCUGUCUGCUCGGAUGUGACAUGCCUUUUGCUUCACCAAUGCCCCACCACAUGGCACAGAAGCUGCACACCUUUCCUGUUACUUUACAUUAGCAAUUUUCUUGUUCUAUAAGAUACUGGAAGGAUUGCUUUCUUAGUAUCUGCAUAGAGCUCUCUGGGUGAUGCAUGGCCUGAGAAAGAUCUGUAGUUACUCCCUUCACACAGGUUGUCUUGUAACCUGCUCUCUGAAUCAGUUAUGAUAACAAGCAAGCAGUUCUUACUGUCAAAUUUAUUAACAUGAAGUUCCUAGAACAGGAAGAUUGCCUGUCCCAUAAUUAUGAAUCAGACAAAAACUAAAGCAUGUAUAUAUAUCGUGAUUCUAGCAAGUUCCCUAAUGUGCGGCUUAUGAAUCUGUAUUGCCCACAAGUGCCAUAGUUUGCAGUGUGUUUGCUUUGUUUAGAUUAGGCAUUUUCAUUUACAUGAAAGAUCAUAGACUUGUAGAAUGGAUCAUAGAAUCAUAGAAUGGUUUGGCUUGGAAGGGACC
Chiroxiphia lanceolata (lance-tailed manakin) is the source of this 2838-nucleotide messenger RNA. It is a transcript of the gene TRIQK, whose product is annotated as triple QxxK/R motif containing. The transcript is spliced from 4 exons. Bases 121 to 381 code for a protein of 86 amino acids. Lineage: Eukaryota; Metazoa; Chordata; Aves; Passeriformes; Pipridae. Gene Ontology annotation, cellular component: endoplasmic reticulum membrane. The record is from RefSeq and is a predicted model, not a curated record.